This is a messenger RNA of Populus nigra (black poplar), 889 nucleotides long. Its product is annotated as large ribosomal subunit protein eL15. The record is from RefSeq and is a predicted model, not a curated record. Lineage: Eukaryota; Viridiplantae; Streptophyta; Magnoliopsida; Malpighiales; Salicaceae. The transcript has 4 exons. The coding region runs from base 156 to 770 and encodes 204 amino acids. Gene Ontology annotation, molecular function: RNA binding; structural constituent of ribosome. Gene Ontology annotation, biological process: cytoplasmic translation. Gene Ontology annotation, cellular component: ribosome; cytosolic large ribosomal subunit.
AACGGCCAAGAUUUCGUUUGUGCAGUUUUUUGUUUUGAUACUAGGGUUUAUGUUUUCUCCACUGAUCCAAGCCAAGCCCUCUCCUUUUAUCUUGUAAACUAAAAACCCCAGUCACCCCCACCAUCCAGUCACCGCUGUUGAUCUACUCUGAUCCAAUGGGGGCUUACAAGUACGUAUCUGAGCUAUGGAGGAAGAAACAAUCGGAUGUGAUGAGGUUUUUGCAAAGGGUUAGGUGCUGGGAGUACCGUCAGCAUCCUUCAAUUGUUCGUGUCACGCACCCCACACGCCCUGACAAGGCUCGCCGGUUGGGCUAUAAGGCCAAGCAGGGCUACGUGGUUUAUCGUGUCCGUGUUAGGCGGGGUGGGAGGAAGAGGCCUGUUCCGAAGGGUAUUGUAUAUGGUAAGCCCACAAACCAGGGUGUUACUCAACUGAAGUUUCAACGAAGCAAGAGGUCUGUAGCAGAGGAGCGUGCUGGUCGGAAAUUGGGGGGCCUCAGGGUUCUCAAUUCAUACUGGAUUAAUGAGGAUUCGACUUACAAGUACUUUGAGGUAAUCUUGGUUGAUGUUGCCCACAAUGCCAUCCGCAAUGACCCAAGAAUCAACUGGCUCUGCAAUCCUGUCCACAAGCACAGGGAGCUCCGUGGCCUUACCUCUGCUGGGAAGAAAUACAGGGGUCUACGUGGCAGGGGACACUUGCACCACAAAGCUCGACCCUCUCGCCGGGCAAACUGGAAGAGAAACAACACCCUCUCCCUUCGUCGUUACCGAUGAGAUGAGUUCAGUGAUGAGCUUGUUUUUAUGUUGUCGCUUGUUGGAUUUUUUUUUUGGAGGACAUUGUAGUCAUUGAGUGCAAAAUUUUGGAUAUCUGAAUACAUGAAAGUAUUUGUCUA